This is a messenger RNA of Anopheles marshallii, 1026 nucleotides long. RefSeq names its product arrestin domain-containing protein 4 (gene Vdup1). The record is from RefSeq and is a predicted model, not a curated record. Bases 1 to 1026 code for a protein of 341 amino acids. Lineage: Eukaryota; Metazoa; Arthropoda; Insecta; Diptera; Culicidae. Gene Ontology annotation, cellular component: cytoplasm. Gene Ontology annotation, biological process: protein transport. The transcript is spliced from 5 exons.
AUGCCACGGAAGUUGCUUAAGUUUCUGAUCCUCUUCGACAACACGUCGCUGCUGUACUUCCCGGGACAGUUUCUUUCCGGGCGGGUACUGUUGGAGCUGCAGGACGACACACCGGUGUUGGGACUUCAUUUUCAUGUCGUUGGCGAGUGCGUUGUGCGUGUGCGUUCGACGCGCCACGAGCGAUCGUACGACAAGGAGAACUAUAUCGAUUUUCGAAUGCGACUGCUGGGCGAUUCCGACAACCAAGGUCCCACGAUCCUGUCCCCCGGUAUACACAGCUUCCCGUUCAAGCUCGGCCUACCGGUCGAUCUACCGUCGACCUUCCUCGGACGGUACGGUUGGGUGCAGUACUACUGCAAGGCCGGUCUGCGCGAACCAUCCGGGCUGAUACACAAAAACCACCAGGUGUUCAUCGUGAUGAAUCCGAUCGAUUUGAACCUUGAGCAACCGUAUCUGGCGGAUCCGUUUAAAUGUAACAUCGAGCAUAAUCUCGGCAUGGCAUGCGUGGGAGGCGGGAUCGUUAAGUGUAAAAUCAUUCUCGACCGGGGCGGAUAUGUACCGGGCGAGUCCAUUAUGAUAACGGCGACGGUUACAAACGCUAGCAGUGUUACGAUUAAGUCCACGAAAGCCGCUCUUACGGAGACGAUACAGUAUUUCGCGCGUGAUAAAGUUAUGCAGACAGAAAAGCGAGAGCUGGCAGUGAUAGCCCGGGGAAAGAUACGGGCCGGUCACAGGGAUGAAUGGCAGAAUGAAUCCCUCUACGUGCCACCGCUGCCACCAACGAACCUGCGCGGCUGUCAUCUAAUACGGAUCCAGUACGACGUUUGUUUCUUAAUAGAACCGAAAUCGUUGGAAAAACAAAUCAAACUGCAGCUACCGAUCACGCUCGGUACGUACCCUUUCAAAACGGCGGACGGUGACGACACGAACGAGUGGGCCGAAACCAUUUACAAACCGGAAACGCACUAUCCCUCUACAUUGCCAAUCUUUCGGCCCUGGUUACACGAGAAAAACGAUCAGAAAUAA